This is a messenger RNA of Nicrophorus vespilloides, 3121 nucleotides long. RefSeq names its product EH domain-binding protein 1 (gene Ehbp1). Lineage: Eukaryota; Metazoa; Arthropoda; Insecta; Coleoptera; Silphidae. The record is from RefSeq and is a predicted model, not a curated record. Gene Ontology annotation, molecular function: protein binding. The transcript is spliced from 11 exons. Bases 196 to 2943 code for a protein of 915 amino acids.
AUUUUUGCAAGGUUUUGGAUACAGAGUAUGACCCUAGCUGUCACCCAAAAUGAUUCAUCUGCAAGGUUAAUUUGAAUGCCGAAGAUUGAAUUCUCAACACACUGGGAUGUCUCAUGGAUAUAUCUAAUCAGUUUAUUGUCCCAAUCAUUGCAUUCUUCACAACAACAUUCUGUUUAAAGUUUGUUUUUAGAAACGAUGGGCUCUGUGUGGAAGAGGCUGCAGCGGGUCAAUAAGCGCGCCGCCAAGUUCCAAUUCACUGUCUCCUACCAUCAGCUUGCUGUGGAAUUCACACCUAAAUGGGAGCCGCACAAAUUAUCUGUGGUAUGGACCAGACGCUCCAGGAGGGUGGUGUCCACCCCAAUGCAAUGGGAACCCACCCUUCAGAAUACAUACAAAGGGCUGGUGGUAUGGCCCGUUCCAGAGAACCAUCAAGUUGCCAUAACACUGUUCAAGGGAAGAUGCAAUGAGCUCGAAGAUAAGGAUUGGAGUUUUGUUAUUGAGGAUGUUUCGCCUGCUGGAAAACGGCGACAGCUUGCGGUCACCCAGAUUAACAUGGGGAAAUUCGCGAGCAUCGAUUCUACGCAGUAUCCGCUGCAGCUGAAUUUGAAACCGACGACGAAGAAAAUUACGAGUGCCAAAUUGGAGUGCACGUUGUCGUGCGUAUUUCUGCGCGAAGGAAAGGCGACCGAUGAAGACAUGCAGUCCAUGGCCUCGCUGAUGUCGGUGAACAAUAACAGCGAUAUUGCGCCGAUGGAGGAUUUCGAGGAUGAAGAUUUUUCGUUGAGCGAUAAUUCGAUGAAGAACAGCAUCCACGAGGUGACGCAACAGAUGCAGCUGAUGACGAACAGCUUGUCCGGUUCGGAUUUUGCUAGCACUCCAAUAAGCGUGAAUAGCAUACAGUCGUUAUCGCGGCAAGAUAAGACGCCCACUGCGGAAACGUUCUCGCCGAUAGUGGAGGAGGAUAAGCCGCAGCUGAAGUUGAAUAUUCCGGCGCCGAAAGAUGAUGACUUCCACGAAACGGAGACUGAUCCAUACUCGGAGCUGUUCGAGAAGCAACUCGAUAAUCUGGAGGAAGAGGUGACUUCUUCAUCAGCGUCGACGGUGCCAGUGGUAGCAGCGACGUCGGAGGAGAUUAGAAAUGUAGCGCCGGUGGUGAGGCCGAAGAGCGUUAGCUUGAAGUUGCAGCCUUUGGAGCUGAAGGAUCACAGCGAGAAGCUGACGACGCCCGGACAAGAUCUGCUCGAGUGGUGCAAGGACAUGACAAAGAACUAUCCUGGCGUGAAGGUGACGAAUCUGACGACAAGCUGGAGGAACGGUAUGGCCUUCUGCGCUCUCAUCCAUCACUUCAAACCUGAUUUAAUCGAUAUCGAUUCGUUGAACGCGCACGACGUUCGUGGUAACUGCAAGAAAGCAUUCGACGCCGGAGACGUGCUCGGAAUCGCUCGAGUUAUAGAACCUUCGGAUAUGGAUAUGCUCGCCGUUCCCGAUAAGCUUGCCGUUAUGACCUACCUGUAUCAGUUGAGAGCUCACUUUACCGGUCACGAGCUCGAGGUGCAGCAGAUCGGAAAGACUGCGGACGAGAGUAACUACGUGAUCGGUCGCUUCAACACGGAUAAAGAUACGGACGUAACCAUGCAGCUCUUCGGGCAAGAAAUCAUCAACUUGCGGAAAGCAAAGCAGAUGAACAAAUCGCUGGAUUCGGAGAGCGAGCAAGUAUCGAGCGCCGUCGACCAGAAGGCUAAUCUAUGGUUGCAAUUGAAAGUUCACACACCCAGUGAGCCUCCCGAAACCAAAGACAAGAAGGUCGUUGCAGUCGCGUCCCCUAUCAAGAAUCCGCAAAAGCCAUUGCUGAUGACGCGUCGUGAGUUGACCGAUCCUUUUGGCUCAGACGACGAGGAGGAAGAGUUGGAGGCUGAGACGACUGCGGAUGUUGGUCGACCAACCUCUCCUUCCGCCACUCAUCCGCCAUUGAACGGAGAUGCGGUCUUAGUUGAGGAUGUUGCCCCCAAGAACGCCUCCGAUUCCGCAGCCGAACUGCCAAAGCCGAAUUUAGUAAGUAGCCAAUUACUAACUCGCCACACGGAGCAAAGGGAGAGAGCCAGACAACUCUUAGAGCAAGUCAAAAGGGAUAACUCUGUUUCGCCUACAAGGUCUGAGGAGGAAAGGCAGGCUGAGCUGCUUGAGCGAGCGAGAAGAAUCAUCGCGGAGACGAGGAAAACCUCGACGCCCACGACGGAAAUUAUUAAAGCUAGUCCAGAUAAUGAGAAUCAGGCGAAGAGAUUGCCAGAAGCGAGGAUCGAAAAGCAAGCAAGCGGUGAUUCUGAGAGGAAUGGGAACAUUUCACCAAAAUCGCCGUGCAAAUUGAGUGCUGAAGAAACUGAUAAAUCUAGUCCAUUAAUCAGAGAACAAAUAACUCCUGAUAAGUUACCAGAAGAUUUGGGAUUAUCUGAGAUUGGUAUUGGUGUACAAAAUUGGAUCGACAACGAGCUGGAGGCUUUAGAACGUGAGCAGGGCUCCAUCGACAAAGAGGCGGCGACUUUGGAGAAGAAGCUGCGCGUUGUGAUGGAGUCGUCAGUAAGUAGUGUGGACGAAGAGGAGCAGCUGAUGGCGCGAUGGUUCACAUUGGUGAACAAGAAGAACGCGUUGCUUCGGAAGCAGAUGCAGCUGAACAUAUUGGAGAAGGAGAGCGACCUCGAGCGCAGAUACAAGAUGCUGAAUCACGAGCUGCAGAUAAGCAUGUCCAUUGAGGAUUGGCGCAAGACGGAGGAUCAGAGGGCGCGCGAGAAGGUGCUCAUCGAUGAACUAGUCCAAAUUGUAAAUAAGCGGGAUGAAUUGGUGCACCACUUGGAUAGUCAGGAGAAAGCCAUCGAGGAAGAUGAUUUGAUUGAACAAGAUUUAUCCCACAUGGAUCUACCGCCAAGGGACAAGUGCGUGAUACAAUGAAGAACCAAAACCAGGAAAUACCACCUUAACUCUGUAUUGAUCAAGAAAAAAAAACGUAUUCUUACAAGUUGUUAACUCACAGAUACACACACACACACCAUAACUAUUCACUUAAAACAGAAAGUAAUUUUAAAAGAAAAGACAGCUUUAAAUCAAUUUAUUAUCUCUCUUCGGAUUC